This is a messenger RNA of Chanos chanos (milkfish), 1888 nucleotides long. It is a transcript of the gene ctu2, whose product is annotated as cytosolic thiouridylase subunit 2 homolog (S. pombe). Gene Ontology annotation, molecular function: tRNA binding; sulfurtransferase activity. Gene Ontology annotation, cellular component: cytosol. The transcript is spliced from 15 exons. Gene Ontology annotation, biological process: tRNA wobble position uridine thiolation. The record is from RefSeq and is a predicted model, not a curated record. Lineage: Eukaryota; Metazoa; Chordata; Actinopteri; Gonorynchiformes; Chanidae. Bases 239 to 1777 code for a protein of 512 amino acids.
UGAAAUCAGCUAUAUUUUAGUUUUUAUGUAUCUUGUUGAUGUGUGUUUAAGAGCAUAUAAUGAGAGUGUUGUCAUAAUUCCGCGCUCUCGCUAUACUUUUAUGCCGGGAAAUAUCCAGAAAAUUAGACUAUAACCUUUAAAAUUGUUUUGGUAAAUACGUAGCUAAUUGGCUCACUUCUGUUCCCUGCCCAGUCAAUGUGAUCUUUUGUGGGUAAUAUAACAUACAUUAAAUUAGACCAUGUGUCAGGUUGAUGAAGAAUACAACGGGCAUUUAGAGAAGAUAUCAUUGCCGACGCUUUCCAAGAAGUGUGUGAAAUGCAAAGAUGGAACUGCAGUACUCAUUAUCCGAGUCGGAGAUGCUUUUUGCAGGGAUUGCUUCAAGGAAUACUUUAUACACAAAUUUCGGGCGAUGCUGGGGAAGAACCGUGUUAUCUUUCCUGGUGAGAAGGUUCUCCUUGCUGUUUCUGGUGGACCUGCUUCAAGCUCCAUGUUAUCACAAGUGCAAGAGGGAUUGAGUCGAGAUGCACCCAAGAAGUUGCGAUUCGUACCUGGAAUAGUCUUUGUUGAUGAGGGUGGUGCCUGUGGACUCAGUGUUGAGGAGCGACAGAGAGCCAUAGCCCAGUUGGAGAGCAUUUUCCGAGAAAAAGGCUUCCCUUAUCAUGUAGUCCAUCUAGAACAGGUCUUCAGUCUGCCUGGCUCAGUGCUAGAGGCUGUAUCCUCUGCUCCAGAGCAACCAGGCUCCAGCUACAAAGCUGCAGUUGAUCAGUUUAUCCAGAACAGCCGAGGGGAGCACGGUCUGAUGGAGCCCUCAGUAGAGGAUGCCGAGUCUGGCUUUGCACAGCUGAGCACACAGGACCCCACUUAUCCCACUGAGCACAGACUAGCCCUGGAGAGACUCCUUGCUUCUGUCAGGACUCUGACAGCCAAAGAGGACUUGUUACAGACCCUCAGGCAGCACCUGAUACUGCACACAGCCCGUGUACACGGCUACACCAAAGUGAUGAUGGGAGAUAGCUGCUCUCGCCUGGCCGUCAAGCUGCUCAGCAGUAUCUCUCUGGGUCGAGGAGCAUCACUCGCCACUGACACGGGUUUUUCAGAUACUCGUUAUGGAGAUGUGGUCAUUGUGCGGCCCAUGAGGGACUACUCCUCCAAAGAGAUUGCCUUUUACAACAGGAUGUUUAAUGUGCCUUCUGUUUUCAUCCCGGGUCUAGACACUAAGACACCUGAAAAAGCUAGCAUCCAGCGUCUAACGGAGAGCUUUGUAACCAAACUACAGGCGGACUUCCCCUCUACUGUCAGCACUAUUUACAGGACGAGUGAGAAGCUUCACUCCGCCCGUACCCCUCAGAGUGCCAUCACUGACCUUACCUCUAAGUGCCUUCUGUGUAUGUGUGCCAUCGACACAAACACAGAGGAAGCUUCUGCCUUCAAUGCUAUCCUGGUGUCUGAACGUCUCUCUCAGUCAGGGCUCCGGGAGACAGCACCACACACCCAAGCCCAGGCUCUCCCGACAGAGUCCCCGGGCCAAUGCUGUUCAUCUGGGGGCCAGGGUCAGGGCUGUGGGAGUGGAGACUGCUGUUCAUCCGCCCAGUCAUCUGUAACUCCAGACUUGAAAGGUCUGUUGUGCUACAGCUGUAGACUGACGAUUAAGGACAUGACAGCGGUGGAGACUUUACCCCAGUACAUCAUGACUGAGGCAGAGAAGCGACAGAGGAGGUUACGUAUGAAAAUGGAGAUCAGCGAGUUUCUAUUAGAUGAUGAGGAAAGUGGAGAGUAGUUGUCCAGUAACAACUAACAGCUCAACCAAACAUUGGACUGCAGCAGAUUUAUUUAUUUGUGUGAUUUUUUUUUUUUUUUAAAUACUGGUCACUACCCCUUUGGGACAGCU